Molecule: messenger RNA, 1493 nt
Organism: Cuscuta europaea
Lineage: Eukaryota; Viridiplantae; Streptophyta; Magnoliopsida; Solanales; Convolvulaceae
Source: the annotation of a GenBank genome assembly
GGUAGAUGAAAUACUGGUAAAGAAAUUCGUUUCUUCAAAAAUGAUACAAGUCCCAGACAUUUUACUAUUUUCUUGUUGGUUUCCUUCUCGUCCAGUCUAACGCUCCAGAUCUGCUCACCGGCCGGCCGGCAAAGCUUAAACCAGUUUCCGCAUUCAUCACAUUGGCAUCUAUCCGAGCGAGAUCUGAUUUGAACCGGAAUGGCGUCGGUGAUGAAGGAUCCGUCAGAUUCCGUCCCAGGAAGCAAUGGCGUAUCCGAGAAGAAUGCCUUCAAGAUCUUCAUAGGGUACGACCCACGCGAGGACACGGCGUUUGAGGUAUGUCGGCAUUCUCUGCAGAAGAGAUCUUCGAUCCCCAUCGAAGUGCACGCGAUCAAGCAAUCCGAGCUGAGGGAAAAAGGGCUGUACUGGAGGGAGAGAGGCAAAUUGGAGAGCACCGAAUUCUCAUUCACCCGUUUCUUGACCCCGCACCUAUCAGGCUACCAAGGUUGGGCCAUGUUUGUUGAUUGCGAUUUCCUCUACUUAGGCGACAUUAAGGAAUUGAGAGAAAUGGUGGACGAUAGGUACGCCGUGAUGUGUGUGAAACACGAUUAUGCCCCCAAAGAGACGACCAAAAUGGAUGGGGCCGUCCAGACGGUUUACCCAAGGAAGAACUGGUCGUCCAUGGUUCUCUACAACUGCGGGCACCCAAAGAACAAGGUGCUCACCCCUGAGGUUGUGAAUUCUGAGUCUGGAGCGUUUCUUCACAGGUUCAUGUGGUUGGAGGAUCAUGAGAUUGGGAGUGUCCCCUUCGUUUGGAACUUCCUUGUGGGCCACAACAGAGUUGUUGAGAGCAAACCUGAAACUUUCCCCAAGGCAAUUCAUUACACUCUUGGGGGUCCUUGGUUUGAGGCUUGGAAGGACUGCGAGUUUAGCGAUUUGUGGUUGAAGGAGUUGGAGGACUACUCCCAGACCACAAAGAGCAGCUAAAGAAGAAGAUGAAGAUGAAGAUUUCUACCCAGAAACCUUAACUCCCAACCACAGCUGGGUAUCCGUUUGGGUGGGUGGUCUCCAUUUCUUGUCAUUCAUAGGCAGGCAGGCCCAUAUACAGCACAAAACUUUCUGCUUUCUUUUAAUUACCAUAAUGUUCUUAUUCUCACUAUUACACGUUUACUCCAUUUAUAGAACUUGCAUGUUUACCAUUGAGGAUACAAGUGUGAUGUAUCAGUAGUUACUAGUUGGUGCCGUAUAUCGUUUCCCCCCCUUUUGUAUGUAAUAAGAAGUACUGUGUGAGGAAAUUGCUUGUUGUAUUGGAUUUUCCUUUGCAGUCAAAAAAACAAAAAAAAAUACUUUACAUUUUUCAUGUACAAUUUAACCUAGUUUGGCAAAACAUGUUUGUUUAUUUAAUCAAGUAUAUCAUCUCCAUGUAAGUUAUUACAUCUUUAUCUAUAGAAUAGGUUUUGAGUUAAUUAUGUCGAACAUACGUGUAGGAAUCUAUUUUGCCAGCAAUUUUUUUA